This is a messenger RNA of Aethina tumida (small hive beetle), 5506 nucleotides long. RefSeq names its product 1-phosphatidylinositol 3-phosphate 5-kinase. Lineage: Eukaryota; Metazoa; Arthropoda; Insecta; Coleoptera; Nitidulidae. The transcript has 19 exons. Bases 88 to 5424 code for a protein of 1778 amino acids. Gene Ontology annotation, molecular function: ATP binding; metal ion binding; 1-phosphatidylinositol-3-phosphate 5-kinase activity. Gene Ontology annotation, biological process: intracellular signal transduction; phosphatidylinositol metabolic process. The record is from RefSeq and is a predicted model, not a curated record.
UAAACCCAAUUGUUAAAGACAAGAUAAUCUUGUCUAUUGAAACAUCAAAACAUUGUUUUUGUAACAUGUACUUCACAACAAGAUAACAUGAGCACUAAUUUACAAUCGCCCACCAAAUUAACAGAAUUCGCCCCACUGCAAGUGGAAGAAAAGCCACAGUCUGUCACUCAGUACAUUUCCAAGUUCUUCAAGAGCACUAAACCUCCGGAAAAGUCGAACAGCAAUGAACCAGAAAUUUCGGGCGAUUCUAUACCAAACUGGGCCGUUGAUACAGCAACUGAAGCUAAAUUUGGGGAGUCUGAGACUCCCAAUGUGUAUCCAGUUGAUGUCAAUGAAGGGAGAAGUUUGCCUAAUGUAUUGAAGAGGAUUAGUAAUUUGAUAGCUCUUAAAACUACAAAUUUACAAAAUUAUGGUGACACGGAGUUAAAACAGUAUUGGAUGCCAGAUUCUGUCAGCAAAGAGUGUUAUGAGUGUUGUGAGAAAUUUACUACAUUUAAAAGGAGACAUCAUUGUCGCGUUUGUGGUCAAAUAUUUUGUUCACAAUGUUGCAAUCAACAAAUACCUGGCAAAAUAUUUGGUUGUACAGGUGAUUUAAGAGUUUGCACUUACUGCUGUAAAGUAGUGUUGUCAUAUUUGCAGUCAUCUGAUGUAGGUGCAGACUUGACAGCAGAUUUAAGAUUGUUACAAGAAAAUCUUCAAACAAAAUUUGGAGAUACUUUAUCCACUGUUUCAAAACAAGAGUUAUUACCAAAAAAUUCAAAUUUAAAUGCAGGAGAUGGUGGCAUGUUAAAAAGAAAAAUUUCAGUUGGAUAUCAGGAAGAAAAGUUUGUAGCUGAGAGUACGUCGAUGUCCUAUCUAACCGCCGAAGAGAAAAUCAAAGCUUUGCAAAAUUCGAUAUCGUUAAGGAAUUUGUUCGAGGAGAUUUGCAAGCCAAACCAUGGCGUAACACUUAACACCCACAGGUAUCGCCUACGGACCUAUGCCGAUUGUUUUUUGGGUUCUGAAUUAGUUGACUGGCUGAUAUUCCAGCAAAAGGCGAAAACUAGAAUCCAGGCGUCGACUAUUUCGCAAGCUCUGCUAGAAGGGGGUUACAUAGAAAGUGUCUCUGAACCGUCUACCUUUAUUGAUGGAUACGCUUUGUACAAAUAUGGGAACUUGACCUCUUUGGCUGUUCAAGAAAAGUAUUCCAGUUUCGACGUUCCUUUUCAAGAUGAACCGAUUUGGGUUCAGCAAAUACCGCACGAAUCAUUUUCAACAGAUUCGGAGAAUGAACAAAACUCACCAGUUAAUCGUGGAUCGAGGCAGUUUACUAAUUCUUCGUCAUUCACACUUGAUUUAAAUAUAGAAGCGAAUACUGUUUACUUGUCAUGCCCCUUAGAAUCGCCUUCUGAAGUAAAAGUCACAGAAGCGCCAGUUGUCGCUUGUGAUACAAAAGAAACUUUGGAUGUUAGACCAUCUGAGCAAAGAGAAAUGGGUCCAGAAUCAGGCUGGUAUAAUCCAUCCACUUUACGUGAAGAAAAUGGUGAGAGGCAUGCUUAUAAUUUAUUGACGGAAACUUAUGAACAGCAUGAACAAAACUUACUAAAACAAUUGUUGGUGUCUAUGGGAUUAUCUCUUUCUUGGUCACAAAUAAUUUUGCCUUUACUACCAGAUAUUAUUAAUAAUAUCAGGCCUGACAAAAAUCAUGAUGCUAAUGAUCUAGAUAUUCGACAGUACGUGCAGUUUAAGAAACUGCCUGGAGGCAAGAGAAGUAGCUCAUGUUUAGUUAGAGGAGUCGUUUUUACGAAAAAUGUGGCUCAUAAAGAUAUGCUUACAGAAAUAGACAAUCCCAAGAUUUUGCUACUGCAAUGCGCCAUUGUUUAUCAACGAACGGAAGGAAGACUUAUGUCAUUAGAACCAGUUUUGAUGCAGGAACAUGAAUAUCUGAGAAAUGUGGUAGCGAGGAUAGCUGCUUUACAACCAGACAUCGUCUUAGUACAAAGGAAUGUAUCGAGACUUGCUCAGGAUUUUCUACGUCAAUUUAAAAUAGUCCUGAUACAAAACGUGAAACAAACAGUGAUGGAACGACUGUCGAGAUGCACCAACGCCGAUUUGGUUACUGCUGUUGACGCACACAUAGGUCGACCUAGAUUGGGUUGCUGCAAGAAGUUCUACUUAAAAAAAUACGAGAUUGAAAAUCAAACACCAAAGACGUUAAUGUUUUUCGAAGGAUUACCCAUGCCUCAUUUGGGUGGGACCGUAUUGCUGAGAGGCGCAUCCAGAUCUGUGUUAAGCAGAUUAGAAAAGGUUGCCUCCUUUAUUUUAUUUACAGCUUAUAACUGGAGACUCGAAAAGUCAUUUCUUAUGGACGAAUUCGCACAACCACCCGACACCAAAUGUGAAUUUUUAGAUGACAGUAAAGAAAACUCCCCGAAGCUGUCCACAGCGAGAUUUAUUUCAUCGGAAUUUACGAAAUCUGAAACGACGUUCAAAACCGAAAAAACAGAGCACACCAACGAAGGGAAAAAAAUCGUCGCCGAAGCAAUAAAUGAUUUCACCGAUCCUUUACACAAUCCAGAAAGUCAAGUCCCGUCCACAGAAGCAUUUUCCGUUGCCGAACUUCCGUUUUCUAACAGUUUCCGCAAAGCGUUGGACGAUACGAUUUUAUGUAUAUCGCCGUACGUUUUAUUUCCCAUUCCAUAUUUAGAAACGGAAAUGGGCAAAAAGUGUCCACUCAGACAGUUCUUCCCCGCCGAAAUUUAUUACAGUGAACAGUUCAAUAACAUCAAGAAGAAUAAAUGGAGGGAGGAGAAUGAAGAAUCGACGAAAAAUACUGAUGAUGUUAAGACAAAGAAAACUUUACAUCCAUUCUUAACUGCAAAAAUUACUACCAGUAUGGAUGAUCCACACAUUCAAAAUCUUCUGGCAAAUUUCCGAGCUUGCGGUGGUAAUUAUAAAAAGCGUGAAUUUAUUAAAGAAAUUAAACAAAAACCGGAAAAGAAUCUUUUGAAAAUAGUAGAUAUUGACCGACAAGAUGUUUUAAGUCCAAUGAAUCAUCAAAGGCUUGCAGUAUUAUUUUGUAGUUAUAGUAAGGAGUCUAGAAAUGCACCUGCAUUUUGUGUUAACCCUUGGGUGGUUUACAUGGAUUUUUAUGCAAGGAAUGAUAUUCCCCUGGGUUGCUUCCUCGAAAAAUAUUGUUUUCGAUCGACCUACAUGUGUCCAUCAUCUACUUGCGAAACACCAAUGGACAAACACGUAAGACGAUUCGUGCAUAAUUUAGGUUGCGUGAGCAUAUCUCUGAAUAACUUCGAAAAUGAGUUCAAAGAAGAUAACAUAGUCAUGUGGACCUGGUGUACAAAAUGCCAAAGUGUGUCACCAGUAGUACCAAUGUGUUCUGACACAUGGUCAUAUUCUUUUGCCAAAUAUUUAGAAUUACGAUUUCAUGGGGAUUUAUAUAGUAGAAGAGGUCAAUAUGCUUGUAAUCAUAGUUUACACCAUGAUCAUUACCAAUAUUUUGGAUACAAGAAUUAUGUUGCUUCGUUCAAAUAUUCCUCAGUUAAUAUCUGGGAGAUUUCAUUACCUUCACCAAUUAUUUCGAUUACGUACAACAUCGAGAAACUCCACAAUGAACUGAUUGAUGAAGUGAAGAUAUCUGCUCAAAGGGGACACGAAAUUUUUUCACUAAUUCUCGAUAAGUUGUCCUGCAUUCUUUCCGACGAUACAGAAUCUCUUACAAACUGUAAGCAUUUAGUGCAAAAGGAGCAGAGUCAAUUUAAGCUGAUUGUUGAAGAAAUUCAGCUAAAGUUAACAUCUCCUACAAUUGAAAGUAAAUCAUUUUCAGAACAAGAUUUACACAUUCCAUAUUGGACAAUCAUAGAUACGUUAACGAAAAUUAAAAGGUUAAUUGUGGAAACAGUGGAAAACUGGAACGUUAGACUAAUGGAAAUUAAUAGAGAGAGAAAAGAAUCUGAUAAAAAAAGGGACAAGUCUGUAAGUGCAGACUUGGACAAUUCUACUGUUUCUGAGGAAAGAACCGCAAGCAUUAGUGAAGAUCUCCGCAAUGAAGUCUUUUCUGAUGAUGUAACAGAUGAUGGUGCUUCUUUAAAUGGGAAUGAAGAUACUGUUGACAAUAAAAAAGAAUCUGACAAAAAAACUGUAAAAACAAUACUUUCACAACUCUUACCAACUUCAAAUGCAUCAGUAUUUAUGACUCAACCAUUUAGUCCUCAAGAGCACUAUAAUCUACCAACAGGUGUUUAUGGGCCUAUAAUAGUAUUUGAAAAUGAACCAAGUUCUAUUAUUGCUUAUGCACUUAACUCUUUGGAGUAUAAAAAAUAUUUUGAGGAACUAAAGAAACCCCUAAUUGAGCAAAGCCCAAGCCCGGUAAAUAAACGAAAAGGGACUAUGGAUAAAGAAAAUACCAAAGAUGGCGACGAGAAAUCUGGUUUAUUAGGGUUUUUAAGAUCCAAAGAUGCAAAUAAUUUAACGUCAUCGUUAUCGUCGAGUCAAUCUGUUGAACAGAAUUUAAACACGGCUGAUAAAAAUGAAGAUGUUAAAAAAAAUAAGAACGCAAAUAUCGAAAUACAGUUUCAGGAUUCGAAUUGUAAUUUCUUUUGUCGGAUUUACUUAGCCGAAAAAUUUGCUGCUUUAAGAUCAAUGGUUUUACCAAUUGGAGAAGAGGCAUACAUCAGAUCACUUUCUAGGUCUGUCCAAUGGAAUGCCAGAGGUGGAAAAUCUGGUUCAAAUUUUGCUAAAACUAUAGAUGAUCGUUUUAUAUUAAAGGAAAUGUCAAAAAGUGAAGUACAGCUAUUUUUGGAAUCUGCUUCUAAUUAUUUCGUUCAUAUGCAACGCUGUUAUACAACUGGUCAACCAACACUGUUGGGAAAAAUUGUUGGAAUUUACCAAAUCAUAUUUAAAAAUAACAAUAACAUAACUUUGCGUACACAUUUUCUGGUCAUGGAGAAUUUGUUUUAUAACAGAACAGUUUCUCAAAAGUUUGAUUUGAAAGGGUCAAUGAGAAACAGGUUAGUCCAUCCAGAGAAUCAAGAAGGCGAAAUUGUUUUAUUGGAUGAAAAUCUCCUGAAAAUGACCUGUGACAAUCCUUUAUACAUUCUACCACAUUCUAAAUCAGUGCUAAUUGCAACCAUACAAAAUGAUACUGAAUUCUUGUCCACGCAGUCUGUUAUGGAUUACUCUUUAUUAGUUGGUUUGGAUUCUGAAAAGAAAGAACUCGUCUUAGGAAUAAUAGAUUACAUCAGAACCUUCACAUGGGAUAAAAAAAUUGAGACCAUGGUAAAGAAAAGUGGAAUUUUGGGAGGCCAAGGAAAACUUCCCACUAUUGUUUCACCUGAGGAAUAUCAAAAGCGGUUUAUUGAAGCAAUGCAUAGAUAUUUUUUGGAAGUUCCUGACCACUGGGCUGGACUAGGAAAAGGUCUAGAAUCGUAAAAAAAUGGUGGAUUGCCAGAAUUUUAUAUUUUAUACAAAUGAAUUACAAUUAAAUUUUUAAUAAUUUUUAAGUCUAAGUACA